AUGGGAUCCGAUGGUGACAUCGAUCCGCGCCGGAAACGGAGGCGCAUCAGUCCUCCGGAAACAGGGCCAUAUGUGCUGCGGCCUCUCCUCGAAGAUGUCCCGGUACAGGCUGAAGAUGGCGAGGGACAGGCGCAUAUAACCUGUGUGGAGUACUGGAACGAGAACCUAUAUGUUGGCACCUCUGCCGGUGAAAUACUACACUUCGUCUCUCUACCGCCUGAACCCGGGCUGGAGGAUGGUAGCCCUUCGUUUAUCCUGGCUUCAAGACAACCCAUUACCUCGUUGGCCCGCAGCACUUCGUCCUCUGGAAUCCAGCAAAUUCUAGUCCUUCCAACGGCUAGCAAAGCUUGUGUCCUUUGCAAUGGAUCCGUCUUCUUCUACUCGCUGCCAGAACUCAGCCCUGCAUAUGGGACUACAAAAGUUUCCAACUGUAACUGGAUUGGUGGCCUUGAUCUUGACGAACCGAACAUGGACGAUGGAGACGAGGCGCCGGACCCUAUCAUCAUGCUAGGGAUGCAGGACAAGAUAAUGCUUGUGAGGAUCGGGGAAGGGCCGCGGAGAGUAAGGAAUAUUGAGUUCCCUGGAUGUCUGAUCGCCAAUCGAAGAGGUACAAUCGCGUGUGUUGCGGAUUCCCGUUCCUAUGCUUUACUUGAGGUAGAGCACCGCCAGAAGAUUCCUCUUUUUCCAAUUUCAUCAAAUGACGAGUAUGAUGACUUUAAGGUAGAAAAUAUACCAUCUAGAAGCUCCAGCCCUGCGCUGGACAAAGUGUUAGCAGCUUCAAAUGGGAAUUCAGGAGCAAAGAGUCAUGGAAGAAGUACAAGUUUAAAUGCUAUAGCUGCAAGCUCGGAGCGCCAUCAGCAGGGCGUGCAGCCAGAUAUUUCAGGAACAUCGACCCCAGAAUCCCUUGCGGAUAGUAAAUCUUCGAAACCAACAGGCUCUCAUGAUAGAAGACUAUCUAUACCAAGCAGGUCUCCAUCUGCCGCUCCGGCUGAUGGGCUUGGCCAAAAACCUCUCCCGCCAACUCCCACUCCAACCCCAAAGCGGAAUACUGCAACAUUGAAGCCGCACAUUAUGUCACCUACACCGUCUGAAUUCCUGCUGAUUACUGGGACAGAUGCCUCGAAUCCUGCCGUGGGUAUGUUUGUCAACCUUGAAGGCGAAACAGCGGAACGUGGAACUAUUGAAUUUCAGACGUACCCCGAUGCAAUCGUACUCGACAAUGGUGGCAAUGAUCCACGCUCCAACCCGAGCGGUAAUAGUGAUGAUGGGUACAUCUUAGCGGUGGUCAACAUAGCUGCUGACGCUGAGGAAGGAUGCGCUGAGGAAAAGUGCCUAGAGGUGCAAAGAUGGGAUGUUAAUCCAGGGGAAGGAGAGAGACAACGGUCCCUUAUAACUAUAUCGCUGGAGAACCACAAUGCUGGACCCGUUGGCAUUGGCCAAACAGUAAGCCCGAACAAUGUGAAUUUUGCAGAUGUCGGGGAACUUCUACAGGUUGUUCGACUGAACGUGCCAGAUCUACGAACUCCUGGAUCCGUGACACCCCCAAAAAGUAGCGAUCCCAGGACGGAAGCAUCCAUUGAACAGUUACAAAAGGAAAAAGAGUUAUUUGAAAAUGAUUCAGAUGGCUCUAAACAUGGCUCUUCUGUCAAACCGCGACGUGGGUGGGAGGCAGAAAGGAACGAAGAAGAAUCCAAUUUCGCCAAAACUCUAGGCUAUGUACAAAGCAACAUCGUACUUUGGGAGGGAAGUCAGAUAUGGCGUGUCCUUCGUAACCCGUUAGCUCUACAAUUGGAGAAUGCUCUUUUGCUCACCCAAGAUUUGGAGGGUGCGAGGAGUUGCCGAAUUGCUAACAAAGCUGCCAUAAUAGAGAUGAUGGGUGGGCUGGAUUCGAUUCUACCCAGAACAGCUACUGAGUCCCUGGGCUUAAAUUAUGUUAAAGAAAAGGCUAGCCUGCUUCUUUUCAGGGAUCUCAUCGCCACAGAGCCGGAACAUCAGACUCCAAGCGCGAUUAAAGCAGUGGAGGAUGCCUUAACUGCAGGAGAACUAGACCCUCGGAUCAUUCUCCUUUUUACACCAUUGCUUAGAGAAGAAAUUCUACAAGGGCCUCAAGGCAUUUGGGUUUGUGCAGGACUUACCAAAGUCGUUGAUGCCUUCCUUGAAGUAUCCGGAGAGCAAGAUGGAGCGACGAAGUUCAACUUAACGGAACCAGUUCUACGGAUGCUAGUGAGAUACUUGACUUCCUGGCAUCUGAAGAGGGGGUAUGGAAGCGUGACAGAUGAUACUUAUGUAUUUGACAGUGUUGAUUCGGCUCUGCUUCGUCUCCUGCUGCACCUUGAUGCAAAGCAUAACGAGGCUAAUGGGAUGGCAUCGGCCUCUGCGGUACGACCCGAGCUUAAUAGACUGGUUGACAACUGGAAGGGGAAUUUCACCCGCGCAGUCGAGCUACUGGAGCUCUACCAACGGCUUUUCGUAUUGAGUCGCCUAUACCAAAGCCGUAAAAUGGCCGGUCAUGUUCUCAGAACAUGGCGCAGGACGAUAGAAGGAGAGAAGGAUGUCGGCGGUGAAAUGACCAUUCCUGCUGUUGAGCUUCAAGUACGGAAGUAUCUUGUGAAAAUAAGAGACCCAAACCUGGUUGAGGAGUAUGGCCUUUGGCUUGCAGCGAGGAACCCCAAGCUUGGAAUUCAGGUAUUUUCGGAUGAUACCAGCAGAGUCCAGCUUGAUCCACCUCAAGUCAUUCGAAUACUGAAAGAUCGUGCUCCUGGGGCUGUACAAGUCUACCUGGAGCACCUUGUAUUUACUAAAAAUAUCACACGAUACGCUGACGACUUGAUAUCAUAUUACCUUGAUACCGUCCUCUCAGUACUUGAAAGCUCACCCGAGGCAAGGUCAUCUCUCAUCGAAUCAUACUCUACCUAUCGUGCCCUCCGACCUCCAAAACCUUCGUACUUGAGCUUCAUUUCUGAUAAUGCACCUUCGGAGCCAUGGUGGCAAUCACGUCUACGAUUAUUACAGCUUCUUGGAUCCGGAGCAAGAAGCCAAUUCACAUCCGCAACAUCCCCUCCCUCAGAUCUACCUUAUUCUAUCCCAGCUGUGCUUGAACGAAUUGAGCCUUUUAAAAAUGAGCUUGUGUCUGAAUGUAUAAUUCUAGGUGGGCGCCAGGGACGACACCAUGAUGCACUUCAUCUCCUAACCCACGGCCUUGGCGAUUAUGACUCGGCAAUUAGAUACUGUCUGUUCGAGGGGUCAGGCACGGCUCCCCAAAGCAUGUUCUUGAGAAAAUUCUCACCAUCUGAAAGCCAAAAAGAACUUUUCGCAGGAUUGCUUCGAGAAUUUCUACAGAUUACUGAUCCAUAUGAUCGCACGGAGCGAACGGGAGACCUGCUGGCCCGCUUCGCUCCUCUUUUCGACGUACGCGAGGUCCUCGACUUGAUCCCCCACGACUGGAGCGUGGAUGUCCUGAGUGAGUACUUUGCACGAGCACUGCGCGAUCUCGUCUCUGAAUCUCGAAAUGCAAAGGUCCAGCGCGCCCUUAGUGCCGGACUCAAUCUAAAGGUUUGUGCCGACUUUAUCAAGGAGUCAGAGAAGAUAGGCGGAUGGAUACAAAAUGUCGACCAGAUCAAACCCCUAAAAGGAGACAGAGACAAAGGUGUACAAUCAGAGCCUGGAGCAGCGACUGUGGCUGGAAACGAAGAACCGCCUAACGACGCCGGUGCCCAGAUACGGCCAGACGAUACUUUGAAGAUAUCUUGA
This is a messenger RNA of Microsporum canis CBS 113480, 3750 nucleotides long. RefSeq lists its product as hypothetical. The record is from RefSeq and is a predicted model, not a curated record. NCBI's taxonomy places the organism in Eukaryota, Fungi, Ascomycota, Eurotiomycetes, Onygenales, Arthrodermataceae. The coding region runs from base 1 to 3750 and encodes 1249 amino acids. Gene Ontology annotation, cellular component: cytoplasm; fungal-type vacuole membrane. Gene Ontology annotation, biological process: endosomal vesicle fusion; vesicle-mediated transport; autophagy. The transcript has 3 exons.